Molecule: messenger RNA, 2635 nt
Organism: Peromyscus maniculatus bairdii (prairie deer mouse)
Lineage: Eukaryota; Metazoa; Chordata; Mammalia; Rodentia; Cricetidae
Gene: Fbxo17
Product: F-box protein 17
Biological process (GO): glycoprotein catabolic process; ERAD pathway; SCF-dependent proteasomal ubiquitin-dependent protein catabolic process
Cellular component (GO): SCF ubiquitin ligase complex; cytoplasm
Molecular function (GO): protein binding; ubiquitin protein ligase activity
Source: RefSeq, a predicted model, not a curated record
CAGGAGGGUGGGAGCCACGUGAGGGACGGGAAGGACGUGGCUCGGCGGCCCUGGCCAGGGCUCCCUGGGACUGGAACCUUGCCCGGUGUGGCCCAUCCUGCCGGGGAUCCCGAGCACGGGGAAGACGGUCCGCCAGGAUCCCAGGUCCCGGGCCACCCUGGACCGCGGGGAACCCUUCGACUGCUCCCAGCGCCUGGCGGGGACUGGAUCUCCUCCGCCACCUCGGAGCAGGCCACCAGGUAUUUAUUCAAGAGAAAUGCAACCUGUGUGCACAUGGACCUUCAUACACGAACACUCACAUCAGCUCCAUUCAUAACAGCUCCACGUGGGAAAAGGCUCAAGUAAGUCUCCAUCAUGCCAGGCAUCCUGAACCUCGUUACCCAGGGAGGCUGAGCCGCCAACCCCUCGGCACCCAGAGGACGCCAGUGGCGGGACAUGGGAGCCCGACCCUCGCGACGGCAGGUGCCCGAAGCUCCGCGCGUGACUCUGGCCACGCUGCCCCCGGAGCUGCUGGUGCAGGUGCUGAGCCACGUGCCUCCCCGCGCGUUAGUGACGCGCUGCCGGCCCGUGUGCCGAGCCUGGCGCGACGUGGUGGAUGGCUCGAGCGUGUGGCUGCUGCAGCUGGCCCGCGACCGCAGUGCGGAGGGCAGAGCCCUCUACGCCUUGGCCCAGCGCUGCCCCGCCGACGAUGACCAUCAGGACGAGUUCCCGUUCUGCGCUCUGGCCCGUUUCUGCCUGCGCGCACCGCUGGGUCGCAACCUCAUCUUCAACUCCUGCGGAGAGCAGGGCUUCAGAGGCUGGGAAGUGGAGCACGGAGGGAACGGCUGGGCCGUGGAAAAGAAUUUGACAGUGGUGUCAGGCGCUCCUUCCCAGACCUGCUUUGUGACUUCUUUUGAAUGGUGCUUCAAGAGGCAGCUGGUGGACCUGUUGAUGGAGGGAGUGUGGCAGGAGCUACUGGACAGUGCCCAGAUUGAGAUCUGCAUAGCUGACUGGUGGGGCGCCCGUGAGAACUGCGGCUGUGUCUACAGGCUGCGGGUCCGCCUGCUGGAUGAAUAUGAAAAUGAAGUGGUCAAGUUCUCGGCCUCACCCAACCCGGUACUUCAGUGGACUGAGAGCAGCUGCCGACAAGUCUCUCAUGUCUUCACUGACUUUGGCAAAGGCAUCCGAUAUGUGUCUUUUGAGCAGUAUGGGAGAGACACGCGUUCCUGGGUGGGACACUACGGUGCCCUUGUGACCCACUCCAGUGUGCGCCUCAGGAUCCGUCUGUCCUAGCUGACCAGCCCUUCAGGACUUCCAGGACGUACUGCCUUCUCCCGGAUGGUAUUAGUCAAAGGUGGCUUUGCAGCCCGCCCCCAGCUGAACAAAAAAGGGGGAUCCUGUGUGGCUCCCCUCCACACUUGCUGUUUCAGCAUCUUGGCCCUCCUGCUGUGAUACACCAGGGACCUAACCAGCUUGUCUGUAGCUUCCUUCUCUCCUCAAGCAGGGACCACCUUACCGUGACAGGCAUCUUCAGGUUACUGAGCCCGAGAACUGCUUCAUGUAUGGAUGCCAGUGGGUAAACUGUGUCAAAACAAAAACAGGCCAAGCCAGACCUGAUAGCACACACUUCUGAUCCCAGCACUCUCGGGAGAGGUAGGAGGAUCAUGAGUUCAAAGUCACCCUCAGCUAUGUACUGAGUUCCAGGCCAGCCUGAGCUGUGAGACCACGUCAAAAACCAAAACAUCCAAUAGACCAAGCUCAGAAUAUAACAAAAGGAGAAAGCGACUUAUAAGGAGACAGUGACUUUUUAAAAAACAUUUAUUUUAAUUGUGUGUCAGUGUGUGAAAAUGUACAUGUGAGUGUGGGAAUCCACAGAAGAAACUGGAGUUACAGAUGGUAGUGUGCCACACAACAUGGGUUGAAAGAGACAUUCACAAUGAUCUCUUCAGUUUGUGUAGACCAGUGGUUCUCAAACUUCCUAGUGCUGUGACCCUUUAACACAGUUCCUCAUGCUGUGGUGACCCCCAACCAUAAAAUGAUUUCGUUGCUACUUCCUAACUGUCAUUUUGCUACUGUAAUGAACUGUAAUAUAAACAUCUGUAUUUUCCAAUGGACUUCGGCAACCCCUGUGAAGGGCCAUUUGACCUCAAAGGGGUGGAGAACCGGAUGUGGGGAGCUCAGAGUACACCUUGCAGGAGUGGGUUCUUUCCUUUCACCAUGUGGAUGGGGGGUCAAGUUCAGGUCAUCAGGCUUGUUGGCAGCCUCUUCACUCACCGAGCUGGCUCUCCAGCCCUGGGCACUGUCUCACCUGCACACUUGGGGGAUGGGUUGAUGGCUGGCAGGGAACAGAGGUCAGCUCGGGCAUUCAUCCUUGCAGCCAUGAUGCUCUGAGGAGUCGCAGAUCCAGCUGAGGGCCCCUGUACCCAUCCACCUGGGGACAAUGUCUGUCUUCACUGCCCCGCAGCAGCAGGGCAUCUUUCUAGGCUGGCAGCAUUUCUCAUCAGUUCCUCAGAGACACCCCCACACACACACACCCCAUGCCAGGUAACACCCUCCUCUCCCCUGCACUCUCCCCUCCUGCCGAGUUGCCUGGCACCCCUAACACCUGCUCUAAAUUUUCCCCAAACUCCCCAAUAAAACGUGUUGAGGGGCUACA